Rotaria socialis is the source of this 2643-nucleotide messenger RNA. The record is from the annotation of a GenBank genome assembly. NCBI's taxonomy places the organism in Eukaryota, Metazoa, Rotifera, Eurotatoria, Philodinida, Philodinidae.
AUGGACAUUGUUCGCGAUCCUACUAUUCUACAAUAUCUAUCUGAAACAAGUCGAUUGGUAAAUAAUGAAAUUAACAUUAUUUCUGUGCCUGCCAUUGAUAAUCUAUCGGCCUUAGAAGAAUGUGGUAUCAAGCAUAAAUUCAAACGACGAAUUAACAUAAGCGAUGAAACUGGAAAUAUUCGAUAUCGAACUUUUAUUCUCGAUGGCAUAAAGUUGCAUGAAGGAAAAUGGUAUUUUUGUGUUAAACUUUCACUAGGUGGAGCAGCACAAAUUGGCUGGGCAACAAAUGCAUUUAAUCCAGUUCAAAAUGAAAGCUAUGGUGUUGGUGAUGAUAGAUUUUCAUGGGGUUUCGAUGGAGCAAGAGGAGUUUAUGAUUGUAAUCGACGUAGUAUGUUUUUUCGUGAAAAUGACUGUGAUGAAAAGGACGUAUGCGGCUGUGGUAUUGAAAUCGAUGGUAAAAAUACGAAUAUCCAAUAUUGGCUAAAUGGUAGUGCUUUAGGCCCAUUGUUUUCAACUUCGGAUAAUGAAACAAUUAAAUCAGGAAUGAAAGCAAAUUUAUUACCAAAAGGCAUUUUUGCUAGCUAUUUUCCUGUUGUGACUGUAAAAGUCUAUCGCAAUGUGGCUCAUACAGGUGUUUUUGAAUUUAUACUUAGUUCAGAAGAUAUGAUACAAUGUCCUCUGACAAAAGGAUACAAACCAUUACUAAUGCCAAAAUUAUUGCCAAUGGAAAAUGUACUCGUAGCACACCCUUAUAGUGCAUAUAUUAUGGGUAAUGAUAUUCAACAAUAUUUCUAUACGAGUCGUUGUUCAAAGAAUGAUUUCACUGGCAAGAAAACUUCUUUGCCACGUGAUUUUGUUAAUAAUGAACAUUUUGAAGUUCCCUUUGAUAUCGAUAUGAUAACAAAAGAUGACUAUCUAUUGAAACUAUCCGAAGAGAGUGAUGACUUCCUAUUGUCACUUGAUAAUCAUCAAUCAUUCACUAUUAAUUUUGAUUUUGAGAUUAGCGCGACAGAAAAUCGUCCUAACGAAUUUGAUGUUGUCUUGUUUACGUUAGAUGACACAAUGUUUUCUACUCGCGUCUGUAUGAAUGAUGAUUUUAUCGAUGAAACCAUGAUAAAUCGAAAACGUGUUGCUAUUCUAUUUCAAAUAAACGAACAAGUAAAAGUCUAUAUUAACAAUAGGUUUCAAACAUUGGAUUAUUGUUACGAUUUUGAUUCAAAAUUGAAUCUACAAUUUUUACUACGUCUAAAUGCUGGAAUUCGAAAUUUAGGCAUAUGGAAAUAUAUAUUAUCGGAAGAACAUAUUCGACGUCUUUUUACAUAUGGUCUCGCGUAUGUUGCCAUCGAUUAUCAGAAAUUAAAUGAAUAUAAAAAACAACGAAAUGCCAUUAAAUUCAAAGCAGAACAAAAAUAUUUUACUAAUGAAACACUCGUUCCAUUCAGUGAACCAUUUAAACAAGAUCUAUGGGAAGAAACAAAACAAUCGAUUGGUCGCGAUGAGUCGAACUAUUUCAAGGCUAUCCCACACAUGAAUGAAUCCGUUGUUCAACUCUUCGGAAAUACAACUUAUUUAGUUUUAAAUACUACAAAUCAAGUAUGGUCUGAAUAUGCAUUGGUUUUAGAUAUUUCUAUACCAAAUUUUCCAUUAGCAAAAGACCUAUCCGAUAGCGAUGCUCGGUUGACUUUACUAACCAUAAACGCAGAGUCUGAAAUCUAUCUAACUCAUGACGGUUAUCUUCAUGUAACUGGAGGUCAUCAAAGUUCAUCUACAGUGCUAUUGAACAAAUAUAUUCGUUUAUUUAUUUCUGUUCAACAAAACUCUCUUUAUAUCUAUGUCAAUGGUUCGUUAGAAAUCGAUAUAUCACUUAGUGAUGGUCAAUUAGCAACGAAAUUGAAACGUAUUGAUCUAUUUCAAGGGUUAGAUGUAACUAAGAACACUACCAAUGACGAUCAACUACGCAUUGAAUGUCGAUCAAUAACAUAUUUUAAUAAAUCAAGUCAUAUUCUUUCUGCAGCACUGAAAAAAUUAAUCCAAUCAACUGGAUAUUGUUUAGAUCAACUAGUUGUACCUCCGUUUAGCAUUCUAUCAGCAAGUCUCAUCGGUAUUGGUUGCAAAGAAGAAUCGAUUGAAUACGUCAUGAAAAAAUAUAACACAACGAAUAUUUAUUUCAUCGAUAGGAUUCUACGAGAAGAAACUCAAAAUAUCGACAAGAUAUUUCAACAAGAGCAGCAACAAAAAAGACGUGAUGUUUUAGCACGAUUGAGUCCGUAUGAUGAAAAUGGAGCAUUGUCUAUGUUAAUGGAUACCAACGAUGUUACAACUGAUGUAUCAAUAUCAACAUUGAGAUCUGAAAUAGACAACAAUGAUGAUGAUGAUAUACCAUCAGAUAAAAAAUGGUAUUAUGAUACGACUAAUCAAGUAACAACAGUUGGAUAUCCUGGAUAUGAACUUAUUGAUUUAACAAAAGCAGAUUCUGGCGAAACAGAAUUUACUAAUAAAUUCAAGAACACUAUGACAACAAAAUCACAUUAUGUACAUCGACAAAUACCACGAAAAACCUAUAUUCAUUCGCGUACAGUUUGUGUAUAUGGGCUCAUAGCAAUCUAUGCACGUUAUACAAUAUGGAAUAUAUUAAAAAUCUGA